CCCGCAGCAGCCAGCCCUCUGAGCCGGGUGUUUUUUUCGGGAGGAACGUGUGAGACGUACGACAUUCGCCAAGCCGAUGCCGUCUGUUCGCCUCCCCGUCGGCAACGGCUUCACGAUGGAGUAAAAAAAGGCCCCGCCUGCGCGACCGGCAACAUGCUGACCGCGGUGGCCCUCUGCUUGCUAGCUGUCGCCGGCGCCUGCUCGGCGGACGGGAGUGUCGGUUGCUCCUUCGUUGAGACACUAUGCGAAGAGGACGAAUUCUGCUACGACGACGGUCUGUUCGGCCGCUGCGAAAGCGUUUCCCGUCUGGGGGCGGCCGACCUGUGGCGCCCCGAGCUGGAUGCGAGCGGCGCCAAGCUUCUGGAGUCCGAGCUGGAGCGCCUCUGGGAGCAGGGCUACCGGUGGCACCACGUGUACAGCCAGUGCGUGGUGCGCUCGGCCCUCUCCGCCAUUCGCCACGGGCGACUGUACGACCCGGGUUUCUGCGCACGGACGCUGCGCAGCACGCUGCCCAUCGUGUCGGACGAAAUAGCAAUGGAGCUCGAGCACCUGAGCCCAGAUGACUUGGCCUUCAUCAAGUUCACACCGAACAGUGACCUGAAAGAAGGUGCCACGCCCCAGUUCGCCGACGAGGUGUACUUCCCUCCUCUGGACAGUCCGGCCGUUCAGGGCGCUUUCCUCACGUCCGGAGAAGUUCUGACCAACGCGGAGGACAAGGCGGACGCCGCAGCCGCCGCUGCCGCCUCUCUCGCUGUCCUCAAGGACGCCCUCAAAGCCCAGGCAAUGAAGAGGAAGACUAAGAGCCCGGAAGUGGUCAAGGACGACUCGAACGAGACUGGUGAUGCUUCGGCAGAGAACGAGGACGUUGUGGGCGUGCUGAACUACCUGCGCCAAGUGGCUCAAGACACGGCAUCGUUGCUGGACGAAAAUAAGGACCGCUAUGAUGUCUUCAUACCACCAGAUGUUCCCGUCGUGGAGACGGAGCUAUCGUCAGACCUAGACCAGCGGCCAGUCUUUACCGAAGAAGGCAUCCAGUGGGUACCGCUGGAUCGAGCAGGCGAGGCGCAGGCCACAGCGGAGACCGCGGCGGAGCCGGCUCGAGUGGCCACCGCACCACCGGCCGCCUCGGUGUUGCCCGACGCGGAGGGCAGCGAACUGAGUCGUGUGCUGGACGAGGCGACGUCAUCGGAUGACUCCGCAACUUCCUCACGGAAUAGCGGCGGUAGCUCGGCCGGCGUCGCCGCCUCGGGUGCCGACACGUCUUCCUCGUCCGCUGCGCUGGACAGGCAAGCAGCUCCGUGGGAGUCCAAGCCGCAUGGUUGGACCGACAGCCACGAGGACGCACUGAGGCUCGAUGGUUGGAUGGAGUUCCCGAAAGAGACGCUCUAUCCUGCUGGAGCUUACGAAGGCGAUGAGCUGCUCGACAUCGGUGUGCGCCAAGACCCGGCGUUCCGGCGUCCCAUGCGUUACGACACCAAAAAGCCGGGGCCAACCUACUUCUACCACGAACCAGAUUCAUCAGAGACCUCGCUGGAGAACGUGGAAAACGUCCGCCGGAUAAUGGUGGCGCAGCAGCAACGCAACAAGAUGCGCUUCGGGACUCAAGAUGACGUCGGACAGGAGGACGCCGUGCUGGACCACCUCAAGGAAGUCGGUCAAGCGAAUGGCAAGCGCCACGGUCUCCCCCCGACGGGCUCCAAGGAGAUGCUGGAGCACAGCUACCGGGGCGCACUUGAAGCCGGACCCACACCGGACGGCUUCUACUCGGCGCUGGACUCCAGCAGCGCAUACGUCGUCCUCAGCGAGGCCCCUUCGUCGCAAGACGAUGCCGACAGACUCGUGACUGCCCUGCAGAAAGCACUUCUUCUGCCGUCUGGUACCUUUUCUAACGUUCGUUUGGAAGGCAACCGGGUGAGCUUCAAGGUGAAUCCCAACUCCCAGAACCUGAACGCCACAACCGUGGCUGCCAAAGCAGAGAGCCUGGCUGACGUGCUGCACCAGAACUACACCAUUGUGGCGGCAGGCGUCGUCGGAGAGGCACAGCUGGAACUUGUGCGACCCAGUGAUGGUCGGAUGCUGGUGGCAACGCUAGUAGCCUGCGGAACCGUGCUUGUGCUGGUGGUCGCCGGAUCCGUGGCGUACCUGGUGCGUCGUGCCAGCCUGCGAUCCAAGGAGAAGUUGCACGGACUCGCCCAGCCGGACACCGAACCAAGCCAAGACUAUCAGGACCUGUGCCGCCAGCGCAUGGCUGCAAAGAGCCACGAGAGCGCCGAGUCGGUGCACGUGGCCACGCAGUCGCCCAAGCGAGUCAGCAGCCUGUCCCAGAGCGAGCCGUCCCAGCCCGGCUCCAGGUCGUCUACGUCAUCCUGGAGCGAGGAACCGGUGACGUCUAACCUGGACAUUUCCACUGGCCACAUGAUCUUGUCUUACAUGGAGGACCACCUCAAGUGCAAGGACCGGCUCGACCGGGAGUGGGAGGCGCUGUGCGCCUACGAGGCGGACCCCUGCUCCACGGCGAUCGCCUCGCUGCCUGCCAACAUGAAGAAGAACCGCUACCCGGACGUCCUCACUUACGACCAUUCACGAGUGAUCCUCAACGACGUCUCCAACGCGAACGGUUCUGAUUACAUCAACGCCAGCACAAUCACGGACCAUGACCCACGAAACCCGGCGUACAUCGCCAGCCAGGGUCCCCUGCCUCACACAACGGCUGAUUUUUGGCAGAUGAUCUGGGAACAAGGCAGCGUUGUGAUCGUGAUGCUGAGUCGCCUGAUGGAGAACGGGGUCGCCAUGUGCCAUCGCUACUGGCCCGAGGAAGGGAGCGAAGUCUACCACACCUACGAGGUGCACCUCGUCUCCGAACACAUCUGGUGCGACGACUACCUGGUGCGCAGCUUCUACCUCAAGAACCUCAAGACCAGCGAGACCCGGACAGUGACACAGUUCCAUUUCCUUUCGUGGCCAGACAACGGUAUCCCGGCUUCCAUCAAGGCUAUCCUGGAGUUUCGAAGGAAGGUGAACAAGUCGUAUCGUGGACGCUCGUGCCCCAUUGUCGUUCACUGCAGUGACGGCAUCGGAAGAACGGGGACCUACUGCCUGAUCGACAUGGUCCUGAACCGAAUGGCCAAAGGAGCAAAGGAAAUCGACAUCGCAGCCACUCUGGAGCACAUGCGUGACCAACGAGCCGGUAUGGUAAAAACCAAGGCCCAGUUCGAAUUCGUCCUGAUGGCCAUAGCCGAAGAAGUGCACGCCAUCUUGAAGGCGCUCUCACACUGAGACGCCUGUCCCCACCCCGGCACGCACGAGGACCGGCACCAGCGGAUUCCGCACCAGUCCCAGACGAUCACCUCACUCGUUGCAAGCCUGGUGACGUGCCUCCCCUCUUCGACUGAAGGACGAAUGUCGACGCGCUGAUUUGAUAGGCGUGUCUUUGUCUGCUUCCUUGUACUUCUGCUCUGUUCGUGAUCUCUAGGUUUCAAGAGACGGCGCUGCAGCGACGUGAUAUCUUGUAUUUCUCUUUGUCGUACGCUGGUCCGCACUCUGCGUUCGCAGAGUACGGUGCAGUGUGAUGCGGCUGUCAUUUACGUCGCCUGCUCUUUUGAUGCCUUUUCCAUUUUGUACUGCUUUACUAGCGUGGACGAGGCUUCACCACCGCUUCAGAGCUAACGACGAAAUAUUCCCAGGUGUUUAAGAUACCUGGUAACUUGUAGAAAAUAUGGGUCAUCUGCAAGUAAAUUUAGCAAAUUUCAAAUCAUCGCAACUUGCGUUGUCGCGCUACGCCCACUGUCGUCGUGAAAGAAAUAGCAGUGGCUCACAGAAGGGCCAUUUAACGAAGUCUGCAUAUGAUGUCGCUUCCAAAUGCGCGUGUACUUAUGACGCUCCAAAGUAUUUGAAUGCGAAAAACCGUUUAAAGGCUUUGUCCACAAUGUGGCCUGCUUCUAUGCCUUGUUUGAUCAAUUAUUAAUUUGAAACAUAAUUUGCGCGCAGUCAUGAACCCACAAUUUCGUUUCUGACGCCUCUAUUCACGCUGGGCACGCCAAAGAGCUCUCUAAACUCUGGGCCACUUGCCUAACUACUGCGGCGGCGGAAAUGACUUGGUUGACGCCGCAGUACUGGGCAAAUAUCAUAUUUGUUCGUUGUCUUGUUUCUUCCCUCCCUCGCUAUUAACUUUCUAAAGUUAAACUUGGUGCUCGGGGCACAAAUUCAUCUCUUUGCACGAGUAGUUUUUCUCUGUUUCUGCUGCUAUAUCUUUCUCACUUUCGAAAGCACGUUGUAUUGCCAGAAAGCUUUCAUUUACGCCCACCUAUAUCCUCGCGUUGA
Messenger RNA from Dermacentor albipictus, 4320 nucleotides. It is a transcript of the gene IA-2, whose product is annotated as tyrosine phosphatase IA-2. Gene Ontology annotation, molecular function: protein tyrosine phosphatase activity. Gene Ontology annotation, biological process: regulation of secretion; protein dephosphorylation. Gene Ontology annotation, cellular component: synapse; secretory granule. Lineage: Eukaryota; Metazoa; Arthropoda; Arachnida; Ixodida; Ixodidae. The record is from RefSeq and is a predicted model, not a curated record.